Humulus lupulus (European hop) is the source of this 1788-nucleotide messenger RNA. RefSeq lists its product as uncharacterized. The coding region runs from base 58 to 1539 and encodes 493 amino acids. The record is from RefSeq and is a predicted model, not a curated record. Lineage: Eukaryota; Viridiplantae; Streptophyta; Magnoliopsida; Rosales; Cannabaceae. Gene Ontology annotation, molecular function: metalloaminopeptidase activity; manganese ion binding. The transcript is spliced from 16 exons.
UCGUUUCGGACUUUCUACAGCAGGCCGCCUACGGCGAAACCAAGGACACCAUUUUAGAUGGCUUCGCCGUCGCGACUCUCUCCUCCACCAGUACCGAUGGAGCUCCACGUCAUCAACCGGAAAAAGCUUCUCAAUUCUUUUCGUCACCACCUUUCUCAGCCUUCUCGCCCACUCCAUGGUUUCGUUUUUCUCCAAGGGGGUGAGGAGCAAACUCGCCAUGAUACUGAUCACAUCGAACUCUUCAGACAGGAGAGUAACUUCGCUUACUUGUUUGGAGUGGUUGAGCCUGGUUUUUAUGGAGCUAUAGACAUUGCAUCAGGAAAAUCGUUUCUUUUUGCUCCUAGGUUACCUGCUGAUUAUGCUGUUUGGUUGGGAGAAAUAAAGCCUUUAGUCCACUUCAAGGAGAAAUAUAUGGUUGACAUAGUAUACUAUACCGAUGAGAUUUUGAAAGUUUUACAAGAUGAAUUCCAGGGAUCCAGUAAACCUCUAUUGUUCCUCUUGCAUGGACUGAAUACUGAUAGUAAUAACUUCUCAAAACCGGCAGAAUUUGAGGGGAUAGAUAAGUUUGAAAGUGAUUUGACUACUUUGCAUCCAAUUUUGACUGAAUGUCGCGUUUUAAAAUCAGACCUGGAGCUUUCUCUUAUCCAGUUUGCUAAUGAUAUAAGUUCUGAAGCUCAUAUUGAGGUCAUGAGAAAAGUUAGGGUAGGCAUGAAAGAGUAUCAAUUAGAAAGCAUAUUUCUUCAUCACACCUACAUGUAUGGUGGAUGUAGGCAUUGUUCAUACACGUGCAUAUGUGCUACUGGUGGGAACAGUGCCGUUCUCCAUUAUGGGCAUGCAGCAGCUCCGAACGACAGGACUUUGAAUGAUGGGGAUAUGGCUUUGCUUGAUAUGGGAGCUGAAUAUCACUUUUAUGGUUCUGACAUAACUUGUUCCUAUCCUGUAAACGGGAAAUUUUCCUCUGACCAAUCACUUAUAUACAAUGCUGUUCUUGAUUCUCAUGACGCGGUCAUAUCUACAAUGAAACCUGGAGUAACCUGGAUAGAGAUGCAUAAGUUAGCAGAAAGGAUUGUUCUCGAUUCAUUGCUGAGAGGAGGCAUUCUUGUUGGCAAUGUGGAUGAUAUGAUGGUUGAACGACUGGGUGCUGUUUUCAUGCCUCAUGGUCUGGGGCAUUUCCUUGGCCUUGACACACAUGAUCCUGGAGGCUAUCUAAAGGGAAUGGAGAGGCCAAAAGAACCUGGGUUGAAAUCCUUACGCACAGUCAGAGAACUCCAAGAGGGAAUGGUGAUAACAGUGGAACCUGGUUGCUACUUCAUUGAUGCUUUAUUGGUGCCUGCAAUGGGAAACUCAAAGACUGCCAGGUUUUUUAACCAUGAAGCAAUUAUCAGAUUUAAAGAUUUUGGUGGUGUUCGAAUAGAAAGUGAUCUGUAUGUCUCUGCAAAUGGUUGCAGGAAUUUGACCAAUGUCCCCCGGAAAAUACCGGAAAUCGAAGCAGUAAUGGCAGGGGGGUCAUGGCCACAGGACAAUGCCUCUGUUUAUUGACAAAAUGGGGCACGUGUGCUUUUGAAUAUGUUCAUUUUAGCUACUACCGUCCACUGAAUUUAUCGGCCUUCUGGUCAUGGAAGGUUGAGAUUAUGUAAAUACUAAGUUCUUCUCAUGAUUUUCUUCUUAAUAAAUAAAUACAGUCUCUUAAUAAUAUCAUGUCAGUGUGAAGAUUGAAGCUUUUCCAUUGUUAAGUAUUGUUAUUUGUACUUGAUUUUGAUUUAAUCAAACUAUCUAUUAUAGCAGAAA